Molecule: messenger RNA, 2538 nt
Organism: Sceloporus undulatus (fence lizard)
Lineage: Eukaryota; Metazoa; Chordata; Lepidosauria; Squamata; Phrynosomatidae
Gene: FBXL14
Product: F-box and leucine rich repeat protein 14
Exons: 1
Coding region: 448-1650 (400 amino acids)
Biological process (GO): SCF-dependent proteasomal ubiquitin-dependent protein catabolic process
Cellular component (GO): SCF ubiquitin ligase complex
Molecular function (GO): protein binding
Source: RefSeq, a predicted model, not a curated record
UCUCCUCGUCCUCUUCCUGAGCAGCAGCCUCGGCGUCCCCUUCCUCCUCCCUCCCUGCCUGGCUGCUGACGCGAUUAGUGCGCGAGGCCCGGCAGAGAGAGAGAGAGCGAGAGAGAGGCUCGGAGGGGGAGGGGCCACGGCGGCGGCGGCGGCGGCUGAGGACAAUCAGCGACGAAGGCAGCGGCGGCGGCGGCGGCGCUGGCGCCGUUGUUUCCUGAGGGGCAGCGCUUGGGCCGCGAGGGAAAACAAAGGGAGCGGGAGUGGACGCGAGGCGGCCCGCGAUGAGGCGCGGAGCCGUGGGCCGAGGAAGGGAGCGCGGCAGGGGCUGCGGCGGCGCCGAGGCCUGGCCCUUCUGAGGGGAAGCGGGGGCCGCGGAGGAUGUGAGGCCUAGGCGCUGGGAGCGGCGGCGUUGGCGGCGUUGGGCCUGGUGCCGCGGGCGGGCGGGCGAUGGAGACGCACAUCUCGUGCCUGUUCCCGGAGCUGCUGGCCAUGAUCUUCGGCUACCUGGAGGUGCGGGACAAGGGCCGCGUGGCGCAGGUGUGCUCCGCCUGGCGGGACGCCGCCUACCACCGCUCGGUCUGGCGCGGCGUGGAGGCCAAGCUGCACCUGCGCCGCGCCAACCCCUCGCUCUUCCCGAGCCUGGCGGCCAGGGGCAUCCGGCGCGUGCAGAUCCUGUCCCUGCGCCGCAGCCUCAGCUACGUCAUCCAGGGCAUGGCCGAGAUCGAGAGCCUCAACCUCAGCGGCUGCUACAACCUCACCGACAACGGCCUGGGGCACGCCUUCGUGGCCGAGAUCUCCUCGCUGCGCGCCCUCAACCUCAGCCUCUGCAAGCAGAUCACCGACAGCAGCCUGGGCCGCAUCGCCCAGUACCUCAAGGGCCUGGAGGUGCUGGAGCUGGGCGGCUGCAGCAACAUCACCAACACGGGGCUCCUGCUGGUCGCCUGGGGCCUCCAGCGCCUCAAGAGCCUCAACUUGCGCUCCUGCCGCCACCUCUCCGACGUGGGCAUCGGGCACCUGGCCGGCAUGACGCGCAGCGCCGCCGAAGGAUGCCUGGGCCUGGAGCAGCUCACCCUGCAGGACUGCCAGAAGCUCAGCGACCUCUCCCUCAAGCACCUGGCCAGGGGCCUCACCCGCCUGCGCCAGCUCAACCUCAGCUUCUGCGGAGGCAUCUCCGACGCCGGGCUGCUGCACCUGUCGCACAUGGGCAGCCUGCGCAGCCUCAACCUCCGCUCCUGCGACAACAUCAGCGACACGGGCAUCAUGCACCUGGCCAUGGGCACCUUGCGCCUCUCUGGGCUGGACGUCUCCUUCUGCGACAAGGUGGGCGACCAGAGCCUGGCCUACAUCGCCCAGGGCCUGGACGGCCUGCGCUCCCUCUCCCUCUGCUCCUGCCACAUCAGUGACGAGGGCAUCAACCGCAUGGUGCGCCAGAUGCACGGCCUGCGCACCCUCAACAUCGGGCAGUGCGUCCGCAUCACCGACAAGGGCCUGGAGCUGAUCGCGGAGCACCUCAGCCAGCUCACGGGCAUCGACCUCUACGGCUGCACCCGCAUCACCAAGAGGGGGCUGGAGCGCAUCACGCAGCUGCCCUGCCUCAAGGUGCUCAACCUGGGACUCUGGCAAAUGACUGAGAGCGAGAAGGUCAGGUGAGAGGAGGGGACAACCGAGACCCCCACCCACCAACCCAGCCACCCCUCUGGAGGGACUUAUCGACUGACAGCUGCAACACAGAGGAAACAGAGAGAGAGAAAGGAGGAUAUCUCUCUAGUACUAGAGAGAGGAAAAGGGGUGGGUGGGAGAAGGGGAAAGCAGCCUCAAUACUUGCUUGCCUGCCGCCCCCCCACCUGCCUGCCCAGCAGCGGAGGGAGGGCCGCCGUCCUUCAUAAUUCCCUCAUUUUGCACUGGAGGGAGACAGCUGCACUCUUUAUUAUCAGCCUUCACUGUGGAUGGAUACAGUAUCACUGUCCUUACCUUUUCCUAUUGGGAAUGCAGCUUCUCAAUUCUUAUGCACUGGGGAUGGAUAGCACCCCUUUCUCCAAGUUCCAGCCCCUUCUGCACUAGGGAUGGAAGCCGGCGUGAGGAGGGAGGGAACCAGCCCUCCGCUCUUUAUUAUUAGUUCUCCCUCAUACCCUCUCUCUCCACUGAAGACCUCCUCUUUCUUAAGCAGACUUUCUUUCCCAUUCCUUUUUUUCCAUUAUGGUUCUCAUCCAGUCCCCACAAUGCUAUUUUUAGUCAGCCACCUUUUUCUUUGUAUAGUGUGUAGACAACCCAUAGGAACACAGGAGGCUGCAAUACACAAAGUCAAACCAUUGGUCCUUCUAGCUCUGUAUGAAAUGGCAGCAGGUCUCUGAGGUCUCAGACAGGAGGUCCCUCCUUCUGCCCAGUUCUGUCAUUCUACCUUGUCCUAUCCUCUACUUUCUCUUUUCCAAGAUACAGCCGUGUUAGUCUGUAGAAUCAGAGAUGUAGAGAGAUCUUAUUGUACCUUUGAGACUAACUGGAAGACGUUGGCAGCAUAAGCUUUCGUAGACUAAAGUCUAC